Fusarium oxysporum Fo47 is the source of this 1098-nucleotide messenger RNA. Its product is annotated as chaperonin 10-like protein. Gene Ontology annotation, molecular function: oxidoreductase activity, acting on NAD(P)H. The record is from RefSeq and is a predicted model, not a curated record. The transcript has a single exon. Bases 37 to 1098 code for a protein of 353 amino acids. NCBI's taxonomy places the organism in Eukaryota, Fungi, Ascomycota, Sordariomycetes, Hypocreales, Nectriaceae.
AUUUAACUCCACAAUACCGCAAACCUCUUCCCCAUCAUGUCUUCAACUACAGAAACGCUGAAUCGAUCUGCGGUACUGCCUCACCUAAAGGCUCAUCCCAUGAUCAUUACCUCCUCAUCAGUUCCUGUUCCAACUGGGAAUGAGAUACUGAUUCGUGUACGAGCCGUUGCUAUCAACCCAGCCGAUCACGCUGUUCAAAAGCUCGGCAUUGUCAUCAAACCCGAGUUCUACCCUUACACCAACGGUACCGAUGUGUCUGGAGAAGUCGUCUCUGUUGGGCCUGAUCAGGUGAGGUUCAAGCCUAGAGACCGUGUAGUGGGCCAUGCGAUGGCAUGGCAGAAAGGCGAGAACAAGUAUGGGGCCUUCCAAGAUUACUCGAUCAUGGUUGAGCCUAUGGUAGCCAAGAUCCCAUAUCACAUACCUUUCAAGGAAGCAGCAGUUCUUCCGAUGGGUCUCGCGACAUCAUCUGCUAUGCUGUUCAGUCCAACUUUGAUGGGCCUAGAUCUACCCAUGGCUGGAACCGAGAUGAACUCCAAGGGGAAAGUCGUGGUAGUUUGGGGAGGUAGCUCAAGUGUUGGGUCGAAUGCCAUCCAGACUGCGAAAGCAGCUGGAUAUAUCAUUGCGGCUACGGCGAGCGAGCAUAACCACGGGUUAAUGAGAGAGAUGAACGUGGACUAUGUCUUUGACUACAAGAAAGAUGGCAUUGCGGAAGAGAUUAUAAACACUUUGAGCGGCAUCGGCGAUCUUGCAGGAGUUUACUGUGCUGUAUAUUCGGAUACUGCCAUUAUGGCUUGUGCGACAAUUGCAGACAGACUUCAGGGAAAGAAAUGUCUGGGAACUAUACUUCCUCCUGGUUUGCCGGUCCCUGGAACGAUACCAGACGGCGUGCAAGUUUUAAUCAAUGACCAUGUUAUUCCAGGAUCGACCGAGACUGGGAAAAGAAUAUGGGUUGAUUGGCUUCCAGGAGCUCUCGAAGAUGGGACCAUGAAGUGUAUGCCCCAUCCUGAGGUUGUUGGCAAAGGGCUUGAGAAAAUCCAGGACGCUGUAGAUGCGAUUGGCAAAGGCGUGAGUGGAAAGAAGCUAGUAGUUGAGCUUUAG